This is a messenger RNA of Gopherus evgoodei (Goodes thornscrub tortoise), 2607 nucleotides long. RefSeq lists its product as uncharacterized. The transcript has 2 exons. Lineage: Eukaryota; Metazoa; Chordata; Testudines; Testudinidae. The record is from RefSeq and is a predicted model, not a curated record. Bases 663 to 1424 code for a protein of 253 amino acids.
CUGCUGCAGCGUUGUCAAGGGCAGCAGCUGGGCACCAAAGUGACUGAGGCUCUGAGAGUGGGGAGACCAGGAGAGGCGAGGGUAUCAUCACAUAGUCAACUAUCGUGGGGUUAGAAAAAUGAAAUGUACAUAUCUUUCAGGAUUUAAGAAGAGAAAGCAGAAGAUAGCUAGACAGAAGCAAGAAGAAAAGGGAAAAAUAACUCUUCACAAAUUUCUUCAGGCACAAUCCAAGUCAAGUCAGUUAACUGAGUUGAGCGAUGCUCACAUUUAAGGCUCUUCAGAGGUGGGAAGCGAAAGUGGUGUUGUAAGAGAAAAAGAAAAGGAAGUGUGUGAGGAAUCUGAAAUAUUAACACAUUCAGAAAACAGUUUUAUGGUUGUUGUGGAGGAAGAGAAGGAAAUCCAGCCUCUUUGGCUAGACAAUGGAGAACACAGCAGUAACACUGCUACAACUGAGAAACCGGUACAGUCAACUAGUCCUGCUGCUAUAGGUGGGAAUGACAAAGAAGAGUUGUGCAGUAAUGACCCAGCCUCUUGGAAGUACCUAGAUAUAAAGAAGAGAGAUCUUAUUGUAUUGAAGGGUCCACCACAGAAGCCCAAAACCUUUCCUCGUGAUUCUUUUGGAAGGAAAUUGCCUAUAACCGUUUUUUCUAAACAUCUGAGUAAUGGCGAAUCUAUUGAAAGAGACUGGAUGGUGUGGAGUCAAGAUGCUGCAGCAAUAUUGUUUUCCCUGCAGUCUCUACAGAAGUGAAACUCAAACUAAGCAAUUACAGCACUCAAAAUUUGUCAAAGGUGGAAUUGCAGAUAAUUGGAGAAAGAUUUAUGAGAAAAUCAAAAAUCAUGAAGAAAACGCUUCACAUUUGAGCAAUUACAUUAAGUGGAAGGAAUUAUUUCAGACACUCAGUGAUAAAAGAGGCAUUGAUGCAGCAGUACAACAUAGUAUUAAACAGGAGGAGGAAAAAUGGCGUAAAAUAUUAACUGCCAUUGUUGUAAAUCUUUUCCUAGCAAAGAAUAAUCUGCCAUUUCGUGGUAGCCAUUCUACCGUUGAUUAUGAUGACUGUGGGCUUUUCUUGUCAACACUGAAGCUUGUGGGCAGGUACAAUCCUGAGGUGAAACAUCUAGAGAUGGUAGCUCAAUGCAGAGAGUCUGGUCGAAGAAUGCAGGCUCACUACCUGUCAUGGUGUAGUCAGAAUGAAUUCUUGAAACUGUGUGGGGAGAAAGUUUUAAGCUCUAUUCUUGAAGAGGUAAGAAAAGCCCGAUAUUUCAGCAUUGUUGUUGAUGGUACACCUGAUGCUUCACACACAGAGCAGUUAGUUUUUAUUCUCAGAUAUGUGAUGCAAAAAGACAGAAAUUGGGAUGUGCAUGAAAGAUUUGUUAAACUAGUAGAUUUUAAAAAAAGACUGGGGCAGAUAUCGCAGAAGAGAUAAAGAGGUUUUUAAAAGAAUGUGACUUAGAACUAUCUUGGUGCAGAGGACAGCGAUAUGACAAUGCCUCUAACAUGUCAGGAAGAUUUCAGGGAGUAAAGACAAGAAUUUUGGAAGAAAAUGCCCAAGCCUAUUUCUCUCCAUGCAGCGCUCACACGCUGAACCUGUGUGGCACCCACGCUAAGGAAACCAGUGUAGAAGUAAAAACAUAUUUUGGAAAUGUUCAUAAACUCUAUAAAGUAUUUGCUCUUAGCCCUGUGAGAUGGAAAAUUUUGCAGACCACUGCGAAUAUAUCUCUUCACUCUGUAUCUAAAAUUAGGUGGAGCACAAGAGUUGAUGCUGUUCGCCCCCUAAUCAAAAACCACACAGGCAUGCUGGAAAGUUAAAUGAAGCUUUUCUUCAAUUUUAAUUAACCUCCUGAAAUCCAGGCAGAUGUUGACUGUUUGAUUCAAAUGACUUAAGUCAUAUGAAUUUGUACUUCUUACUACAAUAUGGUUUAAAGUGCUUCAGUGUAUUGAUGAUAAGAACAAGGUCCUACAAAGCUCCAAAUUAACAAUGGAAGAGGGAGCUAAACACGUGAGCAACUUAGUCAAGGAAAUUCAAACAUUGAAAGAUUCUUGGCCAAUUUGUUUUGAAGAAUCUAAACAAGUCGCUUCAAGUCUUGGCAUUGACCCAAAAAUGAAAAGUGACUCAAGGAUUCAGAAGAAAAAGCAAUUCUUUGAUGACACAGGGGAUGCAGACUAUACAUUUGACUCUCGCCAUAUUCAGUUCAAAGUACAGGUGUUCUUCCUGUCAAUGGAUUUGCUUCUAUCAGAGCUAGGAGGCCUUGGCGAAAGAAUGGCUGAAGUCUCAAAUUUAUUUUCACCUAUUUUGUUUCCACCAGAUACAGUGGAUGAAUCUUCUAUAGAAAAUUUUGUUGACACUUUGGCCACAGCAUAUCCAAAAGACCUCCAGAGAGAAGAUCUUAAAGAGGAACUUAGAAUCUUUUACAAAAUAAAAGACGAUUCCAACGUAAGAGUUGAUGAACAUAUAACCUCUGCACUUACAUUUCUUAAUGCUCUCUUCAAAAAAGGGUUGGAAAAUGUGUUUCCACACAGAUCUGUAUUUGUUUACGCCUACUAAUAGUGUUGCCAGUGUCAGUAGCAUCAGGAGAGCAUGCGUUUAGUAAGCUAACAUUGAUUAAAAA